AUGACAGAUGAAGAUAGAUUGUUACCAAUAGCCAAUGUAGGGAGACUUAUGAAGCAAAUCCUACCAUCAAAUGCAAAGAUCUCAAAAGAGGCAAAACAAACAGUUCAAGAGUGUGCAACAGAGUUCAUAAGCUUUGUUACCUGCGAAGCCUCGGAUAAGUGCCACAGGGAGAAUCGAAAGACAGUGAAUGGAGACGACAUCUGGUGGGCUCUAAGUACUCUCGGCCUCGAUAACUAUGCUGACGCCGUGGGGAGGCAUCUUCACAAGUACCGUGAAGCCGAGCGAGAAAGAGCUGAACACAACAAAAGUAGCAAUGACAGUGGAAUCGAGAAAGAACCAAACAAUUACAGAAGUGAUCCACAGAACCAACCGACGAAGUUUCUUAGGGUUUUGGAAAAAGGAAGCAGCUCCUCGGCUCGUUGA
Messenger RNA from Eutrema salsugineum, 423 nucleotides. RefSeq names its product nuclear transcription factor Y subunit B-4. The transcript has a single exon. NCBI's taxonomy places the organism in Eukaryota, Viridiplantae, Streptophyta, Magnoliopsida, Brassicales, Brassicaceae. The coding region runs from base 1 to 423 and encodes 140 amino acids. Gene Ontology annotation, cellular component: nucleus; CCAAT-binding factor complex. Gene Ontology annotation, biological process: regulation of transcription by RNA polymerase II. The record is from RefSeq and is a predicted model, not a curated record. Gene Ontology annotation, molecular function: RNA polymerase II cis-regulatory region sequence-specific DNA binding; DNA-binding transcription activator activity, RNA polymerase II-specific; protein heterodimerization activity.